ACUAUAAAUGGAGAGAAGCGGCUUGGUGGCGCUACUAAACAGAAAAGGGGGAUGCUAGGUCUUUUAAACGCUUGUGAAUAUGGCUUUUGUGGCGCAGCCUUGUUUGAUCUGAUGAAAUCUGGGUAAAUAAGCACAUAGUCAUGCGUCACUCCUUUUGAAACGUGUUUCAUGGUUCUCAUGGCAGCCCUCCGCUUUUGGUGUUUAAACACUGAAGCGUGGGGAGCUGCGUCAACCGAGCUCCUCCACAGAGUGGCUCUUCUGUAUCCCCCCCUACACUUGAAUGUGGAUGGAACAAUCCUCAUUGCAGGGUGUGGAUCCAGUGCCGGCCAGAGAGGCUCGACAACAAGGAGUAAUAACGGGCAAGCAGAGAGUAUGACUUAAGACUGGCUGGAAACGAAGACUUUUCGGAGGAAAACAAAAUAUCGUGGAGAAGCUUUUGUAACGAAAGGAGCGCUACGGUUGAGCGUCGAUAUCCAAACGAGGGAGUUACGACGGCAUAUGAAUCUGUGAAAGUGCACACGGAAGCCCAACUAAACUGCACGGAAUUGCGAUCGCGGUGACAGCUCAGGAUGGAAGUAACGUCAAAUGGUUUGCCAGCUGAUGUUUUUGACGAAAACACUUGCUGACGCUUUUCUAUUUUUAUGCUCGACGGAAAGUUGAAAAUUGUCAGUCGCGAACUAAACGGUCUCUGUUGUUCUCUGAGGCGACUUGACAGCGCGCGGUUGGACAGGACACUCACCAUUAUAAUCCUAACUUUUGACUGAUUCGUCACAGCUUGACCGGAGAACGGGGCGCUUGGAUUGUUUGGACUUAUUUCUGGAUAUCUUUUUCGUUUUAUUUUUAAAUGCCAAGCACACUGACGCAACCAAAACGUCUCUUUAUAGACUGAGGAGGUUGUGCGAUUGGAAGCGCAGUCUCCGUGUUACCUGUCUCUUCGUUUGGGACUAAAUUCAUUGUAUUGUGAAAAAGUAUUAUAGUGAACGCGGCAAGUUUUUAUAUUCCCUCCUCCAGUAGUUGUGCAUUUUUUGUGCCUGUAACUUGCACUUCAGCACUUUGACUCGUCGUAGUUGUUUGUGCAUGCACGUGUUUGUUUUGAUCCUGCAGCCCACGAAAACAUUUAUCGCAAGCUAUAGAUUGUUGUCACCCGUGUCUUGAGCUCCUGGCUCCCUCCUCCCCUCUCUUUUUUUUUUGACUUGCCAGCGAAUAAGGUCGCCUGUACACCUGCAGACUUUGCCAGUUGCGUUCAAGGGGGAAGGGUAGCUCGUUUUUUUCCCAUAAGGAAGUCACUGAUACCUUUCCUACCUGGAGCAGCAGUUUUUUCGCUUAUCAGGAUUCAGAUUAUAAAGUGGCAACACAGCCAUUGUUGCCGAGCGCACCUGCCUUCUUUGACUAAUUUAAGCUACUGUAGGAUACCUAGACAGAAUAUAAGAAACGCCUGCUAUUUUUAGCGAGAGUGAUGGGGUAAAUGGUGUUGAAAAUUGAGACCCCCACCCCCACCCUUAAGGCUACCAACACUUCCAGGUUUAGCUCUGGUUUCCUUGUCAGCUGCUGAAUUAUCUGGAUUGGAAAACUGAAGUGGGGGGUCCUGUCUCAACAAGGAUCUCAGUCUUAUCCCACUAUUGUGAACAGUUUUUUUGAAAGUUACUGCUAUUUUAUUCAAUGGAAUCCACUCGGUGUUGUGGGACAAUGAAUCUAGAUACAGUACAAGUAAAACAAACUUUAGUAACCAAAUAAGCUCAUCCCCGUAUAAACAGAGAAAUAUAUCUAUAUGUGUGUGUGUUGCAGAGUAUAUAUAUAUAUAGCUCUAUAAAGUAUAUAAGACAUACCUAGUUUGAAUAUGUAUAUUUUUAUGCCAAAAGUGAGCAUUGUUGCCUGAAACCCAAUCCAUUGCCUUAGAAUAUUAUAGUAAUAAAGGGAAUAGCAAGGACAGAAACGAAACGGUGUUUGAAAUAACUUAAUGGUGCCUUUUUCGUUCAUCGGUUUCUUCUGUCUGUCACUUCAGGAUUUCGCAAGUAAUUGAAAGCUAUUUUUGUGUGUAAAUUUAAAUCCUAAUCUUUAUAACUUGCCUUGACGGUUCAAACUUGAGUUUAGUUACCAUUGGAUGUACCCUACUGGAUUAUUUAGGCAUGUGCGAAGGAUUAUUCUAUACUUGAUGUCAGCGACUUUUUCAGUACUUUUUGGGAUCCCCAACAAACUCGAUUAGAGUCAUUCUUUGGAUAUCACGGGCCAACGCAUAAGCAUUUCAGAUGGUGAUCACUUCGUCUGUGGAGGAGAAGCCGCAGCCUUCUAACAGAAUGGUCGCAAACUUGCCGACCGAAUCCUGGAUUGGCAGCCCAGAUCAGAAUCGCUUCUUACCCCAGUCACACCUGCUACGGAAGCCUGCAAGAAGUGGAAACAGCUCAGGAUGCAAGCCCCCCUCCUCUACCCUCUGCCAGCCUGCCGCCUUGGGCUUCUCCCCCGCUGAGCCAACCAUGUCGAGCCAGCACAGCCACCCCUCCUUCGGUAACAUCCACUCCAUGGCCGACCAGCAGCAGGUGCUGUCAGAUAUGACCAUCCUGCAGAGGAGGAUUCCCCCGAGUUUUCGAGAUCCCGCCAGCGCCCCGCUACGAAAACUCUCAGUCGAUCUCAUCAAGACAUACAAGCACAUCAAUGAGGUGUAUUACACGAAGAAGAAACGGCGAGCCCAGCAGGUUCCCCCCGAGGACUCUAGCACCAAAAAAGAGCGCAAGGUGUACAACGACGGCUAUGACGACGACAACUAUGACUACAUUGUGAAGAACGGGGAGAAGUGGCUGGACCGCUACGAGAUCGACUCACUUAUUGGCAAGGGCUCCUUCGGACAGGUGGUGAAAGCCUAUGACCACCACGAGCAGGAAUGGGUGGCCAUCAAGAUCAUCAAGAACAAGAAAGCCUUCCUGAACCAGGCCCAGAUUGAGCUGCGGCUUCUUGAGCUCAUGAACAAACACGACACUGAGAUGAAGUACUACAUAGUCCACUUAAAGAGGCACUUCAUGUUCCGUAACCACCUGUGCCUGGUGUUCGAGCUUCUCUCCUACAACCUGUACGACCUCCUGCGUAACACCAACUUCCGCGGCGUCUCGCUUAACCUGACGCGCAAGUUCGCUCAGCAGCUGUGCACGGCGCUGCUCUUCCUGGCCACGCCCGAGCUCAGCAUCAUCCACUGCGACCUCAAGCCUGAGAACAUCCUUCUUUGCAAUCCCAAGCGCAGUGCCAUCAAGAUUGUGGACUUUGGCAGUUCCUGCCAGCUAGGACAGAGGAUUUACCAGUACAUCCAGAGUCGGUUUUACCGCUCUCCUGAGGUGUUGCUGGGCAUGCCGUAUGACCUGGCUAUAGACAUGUGGUCCCUAGGCUGUAUCCUGGUGGAGAUGCACACGGGCGAACCGCUCUUCAGCGGUUCCAAUGAGGUGGACCAGAUGAAUAAAAUAGUGGAGGUGCUGGGGGUCCCGCCCAACCAUAUGCUGGAUCAGGCCCCUAAAGCACGCAAGUACUUCGACAAGCUGUCCGACGGCCUGUGGACCGUCAAGAAGAACAAGGACAUUAAGAAGGUACUUUAUCCUUCGGCCUCUGAAUAUAAACCACCUGCCACGCGACGACUGCACGAGAUCCUGGGGGUGGAGACGGGAGGUCCAGGGGGGAGGCGAGCUGGGGAACAGGGUCACGCGCCCUGCGACUACCUGAAGUUCAAGGACCUGAUCCUGCGCAUGCUGGACUACGAUCCCAAGACGCGCAUCACGCCCUUUUACGCGCUGCAGCACAACUUCUUCAAGAAGACGACGGAUGAGGGCACCAACACCAGCAGCUCCACCUCCACCAGCCCUGCCAUGGACCACAGCCACUCCACCUCCACCACUAGCUCCGUCUCCAGCUCUGGUGGAUCUAGCGGUUCUUCCAAUGACAACCGAAAUUACCGGUACAGCAACCGGUACUACAACAGCGCAGUCACUCACACGGACUACGAGAUGCAGAGCCCACAAGCUCCGUCUCAACAGCAGUUGCGCAUCUGGCCAGGAGGGGACAGCAGCAUGGGUCAGCUGUCCAACAGCGGCAGCGACUCCUCCUACCCGCAGCUGCUGUUGCACAAGCCGGCGGCCACGCAGCACUCGCGCCACUUCCUGGGCAACAUGGGGGGCAUGAUGGAGCCGCACCAUCCCCACCCGAUCUACGGCAGCCACCACAGCAACGGCAGACAGCUCCGGCAACAGCAGCAGCAGCAGAACCAGCCGCAGGGCCAGGCCUCGCAGGGCCAGCAGGGCCAGGCGCUGAUGCCCGUCUCCUCCCCGCAGAUGCAGGACAGCAUCGAGCUCAGCCUCACCCACCACCACCACCUGGGUCAGUCUUCCAUCAUGCAGCCGCCCCCGUCGAGCUUGGACUCCAGUCAGUACGGCUCCUCCAACCUCCACCUGGGCCUCUCUGCCUUUCGGACUAGGACAGUCAUGGCCCCCCAGCAGCCCCCUUCCGCUUCCCAGCAACAGUUGCCCCAGGCCCCAGCCUCCCAGGACAGCAUGGUCGCUGCCUCCGGUUUGGGAUACAUCCCUCCGUGCUACGCCGGCAGCAACAACAAUAACAACCCGCCGCAGGGAAGCGUCGGAGUGGGGGGGAUGCUCACCGGGGGGCCUCCGCCCAGAGGAGUCGGGGGAGCUGGGGGGCGGCCGGACUCCGAGGAGUCCGCCAUGAUGGCAGUGUGCGGCAGCGGGAGUGGGAGCGGUCAGAGUGCAGCCAACUCUUGAUAAAUCUUGAACAAAUUCCAAAAGCCAUACGAAAAUUUUAACGACAACAUAACAGUGACAAAAGCGCCACAUACACACACGUACACACGACACGUAGUAAACGUACGACACACAUACACGCGCGUGCGCGCGGCCACACGUAACAGAGUCGCAGAGAAAAACUUGUGAAAUAUCAGACAGUCGGUUUUUUCGUUUCGUUGUUUUGGUUUUGCAUGGGGAGAAGGUCAAGGGAGGGAUUUGAGACUAUUUUUAUCCUUAUUUUUCUGUUCGUUUGUUUUUCUUUCAUCGAAGGAGAAGAGCGGCGGGCGAAGUAGUCGCGACAGAAGGUUUUCAGAACGUUUGUUUUUACCAUUCUUAUAUUGUUAUUUGAUUUUAUGUGAUUUCAGGACAGGUUUGCAGCGAGAGAUUUUUAUCGGGGGCGAGGAGAGUUUUGGGUUGAAAAAAAUGAAUGUUUUUGUCAACGCGACAGCAGCGGGAGAGAGUACCUUAUGGUUUUUUUAUUUUUCGGUUUGUUUUUUUUCUCUGAGGUUUUGCCGUAAUUGUAUAUUUUUAAUUUAUUAAGAAUCACUACAUGAGGAGAGAGACGGGAGAGGGGUUAGAAAGAGAUCUAAAUUGUGAGGUGGGUAUUUUGUGGGUUUAUUUAUUCAAUGUUUUAUUUAUACAGUUGGGGUUUUUUUUUUUUGUUGGUCAGACAUGAUACUUAUGCAUAGAAAACAACAAGCAAACAAACUGGGUUUGAGGUUUUUUUGUUUUCUUUCUUGGCUUCAUUUUGUUGUUUUUGGUUGCUUUUUUCUAGUUGAGCAUAACCCACACACAUGUAAACACACACACGCGCAAGACACACACAAACACAUUUUUGUUACUUUUUUUUAAUGUUUCCAGUCUUUAUCUCGCUUGACACACUGGCUUAUAUAUCUCAAACUAUGAAACAAAUCCUACGAAUGAAAUAAAGCAAAUGACAGAAACUGUUUUUAGUCGCCACACAGUGAGAAACACCAACUAACAACUAGAGGAGGAGGCUGAACCAUGAGCCGCUUUCACGAGGAGAGGGGGAACGUAACUCGACUUCACAUAAAGGAGGAAGUGAUACAGGAAAGUCUUGAAAAACAUCAAAACAUUUUGCCAGAAGGAAAACCAAAAUGCUUCCCUGUUGUUCGUUUCAAAAAAAUAGUCUGCCUUCUUCUUCUUCUUCUUCUUCACCAUCUCACUAGAGUCUCUUUCUCUCACCCCUCUCUCUCUCUCUUCUUACUUUGGUUUCUGUCUCUUUUUUCUAACCCUCUUUGUUUUGGACAGAAAACUAUGAAAGCGUUAACACAUUUGUAUUAACUCUGGAUAUGCUAAGCCAAAUCUUGCUGUAGCUAGCUCUCUCUCUCUCUCUCUCUCUCUAGUCUCUCUGUCUCUCUCUUUAUUUUCCCAUGUUUCUGUUGGAAGGAAGAGUCCGGGGCGAGAUUUAGCAGGAGGGCAGAAUACUUCGGUUCGAAGGGACACUGUCACGCCCUCCUGACUGCGGCCCCUCCCACUCUGCCUUCGUUUCCUGCCUCUCAUUUUGCUUUCUCUCCCGUCUUUAUUCUCCCCCUCCUCCCCUUCCUCCUUCACAACACUCUGUGAGUGCUGUUUGCCAUCAAGUCAAAAAAGUGAACUACUUCUCUCUCGGCUGCUAUCUCCACUCUCAACCAUGUUCGGAUUGCUGCUAAAGAAAACAGACAGAUAAAUAAAUAAAUGAAUAAAUAAAUAAAUAAAUAAAAAUGAGAACUUUUUAACCCUCCUGCUUCAGAAAAAUGAAAAAUAAACCACUGCAUCUCAUGUAUUUAUUACUAUUUAACAAGGAAAAAAGAAAAAAAGAAAAAAUCUGUUUUCUGCUGUUUUUUUGUUUGCUUUCUUUCUUGGUACAGGUUAAAGCUUGACAUUUAUAUUAUGUAACGGAAACAUGGUAUUAAACAAGUGCCUCGAUUUAUUGGUCAGCCACUGGACGGAAUUGAACAGAAGAGGAUUAUAGGAGUCCGAUCAAGGUUUAUUAUAUGUAUAGCUAAAAAUUCAAGCCUCAUGCAACUGUGUAGAAACCCACGACAACUCAAACGUCAUGUGAGAACUUCAUAUUGGACGCGAGCUUCAUUCAGUAUGACUGACCAAUACCAUAUAUUUAAUUAACUGAUGACAUCUUCAUCCAUUGUAAUCUGUGUACAUAGCAUCCAUGCAUCAUCCAGUUAAACGUUAAAGCAAUGUUAGGGUGAAAUGUCAUUUUCAAGGUUAAUUCUAAUGACUGGGAUUCGAACCUGCGACCUUUCGGGCGGCAGGACCUGCAAACUACCUUACUCUGCUCAGAUCAGUGAUGAUGACUGCUGUCCUUUAUGUUCUUAAUAACCAGUUAAAACUUGUAAUUGGCCUCACUGGCUUCUUUACUUUGUCAUUCUUUUCAACACCAUCCUUCAUGAGAACAUAAUGUCUGAAGUAUUAUGAUAUCAUCCGUUUUGGUUUCUCUAUUAAAGAGAGAGUUGCCUCUGUA
Molecule: messenger RNA, 7251 nt
Organism: Labeo rohita (rohu)
Lineage: Eukaryota; Metazoa; Chordata; Actinopteri; Cypriniformes; Cyprinidae
Gene: dyrk1b
Product: dual-specificity tyrosine-(Y)-phosphorylation regulated kinase 1B
Exons: 11
Coding region: 2247-4748 (833 amino acids)
Biological process (GO): peptidyl-serine phosphorylation; protein autophosphorylation; positive regulation of DNA-templated transcription
Cellular component (GO): nucleus
Molecular function (GO): protein serine/threonine/tyrosine kinase activity; protein serine/threonine kinase activity; transcription coactivator activity
Source: RefSeq, a predicted model, not a curated record